AGCCCACAAGAGUCAAGACCCACUCAACCCUAAACCUACCCCUCCUGCUCUCACCCACCAGUGGCCACCACAUGCAAUAGCUAGCAGCCGCUCACUCACUCCUCCCCCUCUAAUCUCCCUCGACGAAACCCACAACCUCAGGCAAUCUCCCUCCCCCGACUCUCGUCGGCCUCCGACCAGCCAAGAACACAGACACUCUCCAUCACUCCUCCUCUCUAAUCUCCCUUGCCGAAAACCCACCCAGGAGACUGGAGUCGCCGCAGCCCACAAUUGCCCACCACCUCCUCCUUCCCGACCAUGACCACCACCGCCGUCGACCUCACCAUCCAAUCCUUCUCCUCCACCAUCCCGUCCAUCCUCCUGAAACACCCUCCAUCACUCCUCUCCAUUUCGCCCCAUCCCCAGCUAGGGCCGCCGCCGCCGCAAUCUCCUCCGCCAUCAGCUCGUGCAUGGAGGAAGAGGAGGCGCCGACCAAGAGGAGGCGCCGCCGCCGCAAUCUCUUUCCCUAUCUUCUCCUCUCUGCAUGCCAAGGAAGAUCUGGACGACGGAGACGGCGAUGCUCACGACGGAGGCCGAAGACAGAUCGACAUACCAAGUGGGCAACUUGCUUGCCUCAUCAAAGAGAAGAAGAGGCAGAUGGAAGAAACAAGAAAGAGAAAGAAGAACAGAGAGGAGAAGAAGUAGGUGGAAGAAAGAUCGGGAAAGAAAUAGGGACGGUUCAGAAGUGGAAGAGGCAGAGACGACCCCUCUUCUCAAUUUCAUUGUUUUUAAUUUUUAAUUUUUAAUUUUUUUCAAACGUCAACGUUUUGGAAUGGAUGAAUGCCAAUCUGGUUUCCGAUUUAAAACCGGAUUGAACCCAGUCCGGUCACGGUUGAAACCGGAUGCCAUCCAAUCCCGUCUCCAGUUAUGGUAUUUGUCAAAACGGUCUUAAAAAACCGGAUCAAUCCGGUCCGGUUUUGACCGCACCGGAUCGUUUCCCACCCCUAGCUACAAUAUGUAGCCAGACGUUAUAUAUUUAGAGAAAGAUGUGCGAGUAGCACAAUUGGCAGAUGCGUAGCCUCCUCUCAACGCAGAUCGUGUUUCGUUUGAAUCCCUGCAGAGGUAUUUUUAAUAUAUUUCAUUUCACACAGGCACUAAUUAAUAAUUAUUAUAUUAGUAAAAAAAAAAUUUACUUGGCUCUUUAAUGGACACGUUCCAAGCUUAUAGUGAAAGUACACCUUUCAAUAAAGGACACAUUAAGUA
Linum trigynum is the source of this 1242-nucleotide messenger RNA. The record is from the annotation of a GenBank genome assembly. Lineage: Eukaryota; Viridiplantae; Streptophyta; Magnoliopsida; Malpighiales; Linaceae.